This is a messenger RNA of Trichomonas vaginalis G3, 393 nucleotides long. Its product is annotated as organellar and viral DNA polymerase type B. The record is from RefSeq and is a predicted model, not a curated record. The coding region runs from base 1 to 393 and encodes 130 amino acids. The transcript has a single exon. Lineage: Eukaryota; Parabasalia; Trichomonadida; Trichomonadidae.
AUGUUUGAGAUGAAGAGAGCAAUUGACGCCUUAGUUGUUUUAGCAGGUCAAAUUUCAAUGUAUAACGCAAAAAUGAACCCGCAAUGUUCAAAAUGUAAGGCAGCGAUGAGGAAAUAUAACUACUCCGUCAAAGAGAUAGAAAGAAUGAGAAACGACUAUGCAGAUUUAAAGAAAGAAGUAGAAAAGCCAGCAGAAGAUAAAAUGGACAUGUUAGCAUUUCUGAACAAAAAUUAUCCAACUGCUGACGAUUUCCUUCUAUCUGACGUCAAGAAGAAAUAUAAAGAAACCUUCGGCAUUGUUAAAACAUUCGAUGUACUAAAAGAAGAAAUAGAAGCUACAAAACUGUUUAAAGUCAUGAACCAUCGCAACAUAUACCAUGUAAAACGCUUGUAA